AUGGUGUCCGGCAUCUCCCCCGUUAGCCUGCAGGCGAACGCCCGCAUCAUCUCUUCCAAUUUCAGCGUCUACAACAACGAUUUCCUGCGCAUUCUCGGCUCCGCACCGAAGUUGGAGCUCCUCCUCGAAAACGAUGCUUUCCCUUUCGCCCACGAGGCGAGCGUGUACCUCCCUUCCUCGGACUCGCUGUUCAUGUCAAGCAACGUCUUCACCGACCCCGUCACCAACCAGUCGACCAUCAAAGUGUCCAGGGUGAACGUGAGUGCGCACCCCGUCACAGCCGAGAUCAUCAACACCACGAUCCCCAUGCCUAACGGCGGGGUGAACCACGGCGACGGCAUCCUAUGGGCGGGACAGGGCACCCUCAACGAGACGGGCGGCCUCUUCCAAAUGUCCGGCACGGCGCCUUACCAGUCCGAGCUGCUGAUUGGUAACUACUACGGCCGCCAGUUCAACUCCCUCAACGACGUGGUCGUGGCCAGCGACGGCUCGUUCUGGUUCACGGACCCGAUCUACGGCUGGAAGCAGGGCUUCCGCCCGCAACCAAAGCUGCCGAACCAGGUGUACCGCUAUGACCCGGCGACGAAGGACGUGCGCGUGGUCGCGGACGGCUUCGGCCGACCGAACGGCAUCUCGUUCGCGCCCGAUGAGAAGACGUUGUACAUCACCGAUACUGCGGAGACAGUGGGCGAUGGGUCAGUAGACAUGCUGCAGCCCGCUACGAUCUAUGCGUUCGAUGUGGCCACUAUCCAUGGGCAGCCGUUCUUGACCAACCGCCGCGUCUUCGCGAUGCCCGGCGACGGGAUUCCCGAUGGCAUCAAAGUGGACCAGGAGGGCAACGUGUACGCGGGCUGCAAGGACGGCGUCAACGUGUGGUCCGCUGGGGGAGUGCUGCUGGGCAAGAUUCUCGUCCAGGACGGCACGGCAAACUUCGCGUUCGGGCGCAACGGUCGCAUGUUCAUUAUGAACGAGAAUAAGCUCUUCGCAGCACAGCUGAAUCAGAGCGUCCACGGCACGCUGUUCUAG
Molecule: messenger RNA, 1026 nt
Organism: Penicillium canariense
Lineage: Eukaryota; Fungi; Ascomycota; Eurotiomycetes; Eurotiales; Aspergillaceae
Product: SMP-30/gluconolactonase/LRE family protein
Exons: 2
Coding region: 1-1026 (341 amino acids)
Source: RefSeq, a predicted model, not a curated record